Messenger RNA from Paramuricea clavata, 1152 nucleotides. NCBI's taxonomy places the organism in Eukaryota, Metazoa, Cnidaria, Anthozoa, Malacalcyonacea, Plexauridae. The record is from the annotation of a GenBank genome assembly.
AUGAAUGUGGCUUUUGAUCCAGAAACACCUUUGCACAUUACUUUCAUUGAUAAACCAGCAAUUGAUGGAGGUGGUCUUCUUAGGCAGUUCUUUACUGAUCUGUUUUCAUGUAUUAUUGAAGGUAAACCUAUGUCAUUGUUUCUGGGAGAGUGUGGGCGGAAUUGCCCUACCCAUAGUCCACAAGGUGUGUUUUUAGGCAUGAUUGAAAUUGUUGGAAAAAUCAUUGCACACUCUUUGGUUCAGGGUUCAUGUUAUUAUUAUCUGGCAACUGGCGAUAUGAUUGGUGCGAUGGCUUAUUGCAAUCCGUGGGAUAUACCAGAUGUAAUAACCAGACAAUGGAUUCUUUGGGUAUUAAACUGAACUGUUAUAUUGUAAUCCUAAAUAUAGAAGACUUCAGGAACAGAUCAUGGUUAAUGAUGGCAAUUUUGGAUUAUUUUGAAAAUAUACACUUGAUUUAUGAAUUAUCAUCAUUAGCCAUAACUGCUUCUAUCAUGCUUUUCUAUAUUGUUAUAAGGCUGAAGCCUGAAGCUUAUAUUAAAACAUUUACAGCUUAAUUCCAUCCAUUAAUAGCAUAAUGUUAUGAGUUAAUAAAAUAGUUAAAACAAUGUCAUUUCCCUGUCUUUUCCAUUAUGCACAUGGUGUAUGCAUAUGAUAGUCACAUGGUUAUAAUCAGUACAAUUGAUAUUUAAUAUGGAUUUCUGCCAACAAUCCCACUUUACUGACAAGCACUUCGUAAAUAGAGUUAAAAUCUGUUCUGAAACAAUUUUUUAUAUAUAUAUAGUAAUUAGAAACAAUUUAAAUAUUUUGCAAUAAUAGGCCACAUUUUUAACAUCCCUAGAGUAUUCUCAUUUAGUCCUUAAUUAGUUCUUAAUUAUUCAUAGGUUAGGUUAUAAAUCGCAUGAGUUAACUUCCUUGUGUUUUUAACUUUUUACACUGAUGAAGCUGUCUGGAGUAUAUAUAUAUAUAUAUAUACUCAUACGACAGAAAUAAUAUGUACCAAAGAGUAAAGUUCUGUUAUUUUAAUUAUAGCUAAUAGAUGCUAACAGUGAAUCUGAUAUGGCAGACAUAGCUACAAACGAUCAGUUUCUUGAUGUAUUGUCUUCAUGUGGUGACACUAGUGUACCAAAGGUGAAUAUACUUAUCUGUCAAUGA